GAGGUGGAGGGAGGAGUCUGAAGUCGUCCUCGAUUACAGAGUGAGUGGAGGCCUUGAGUUACAGACAUGCACUACCAACGUGCCGGGGGGGCCCCCCAAUCCGGCCCUCGGGCAAGGGAGGCAAGCCUUCUUGCCUGGUUUUUGUUGUUGUUUGUUUGCUUUUGCUUGUGUGUUUGUUUAGUUGGUUUUGGCUUUGGUCGUGUUUGAGACAGUCUCUCACUCUAGCCCAGACUGUCCCGGAGCCCUCAAUCCUCCUGCCUCAGUUGUAGGAUUACAGGAAUGCCCCUCCUCCCACUCCGGCCCUCCCCCGCUCGCUCCGUUUGACUUUUCCUCCGGUGUCCUCGGCUGGCCUGGGAUGUGCGGCUUCUCCUCAGGCUGCGAGCUGAGCGCUGAAGCGCACAUUGCCGGGAGUGUCCGUAUCCCUCGUGCUCCGACACCAGAGGUCUGAGGGCCACUGGGGAGGGUGUGGCACCGUCUCCCACCGCCCUCCCCUCGCACUUUCCGCGCGGUCCCGCUCCAGUCACUGCCUCGCGUGCUGACGUCACACCAGGGCCGGUUUGGUCCCUGUGACCCGGACACCAAGCUUCUCUGGGGCAGCUCGGGAGAGCACGGGGCUGCGAGGUGGGGGCGAGCAGGCUUGGGAAAGUGCCUGAAGAAGGGCAUCGCCAAGCUAGGACCAGCUGACUGCCGUGGGACACGGCCAGAGGCGAAGUCUCUGGCUGCCCAGGCUGCGCCCUAGCCUGGGCAGCCUGGGUGUCUGGGAGGGGUGUGAGGAACCGCCCCUCACGGAGCUGAGGCGAUGUCACCACAGCUCCGGGAAGAACAACAAGGGACAGAGCGCGCUUCUUGUCCCAAGGCCAGGCUCUGCCGGCUGUUCUGAUGCGUGCCUGUCAUCCUAUCACUUGGGAGGCUGAGGCAGGAGGACUGCUGCAAGUAUGAGGCCAGCCAGAGCUCCAUGCUAAAUCCCUGCCUCGUCAUAAAAAUAAAAAUAAAGAGAGGAAAACUGCCUCCUGUCUAAAGAGACAGCCGUGUGUGCUGAGAACAGUGAGCGUGGAGCCUUGUGUGUCCUCCGCAGAGUGUCAACAGGCUGAGACGUCCCAGAGCAAGAACUGAGCCACACCGUCUCUCAGCCCAGUCUCCAUCUUCUGGGAGCCCCGAGCGCUUACUCUAGCAGCCUGAGGGGACGUUCCAGAAGAAACCGUGGCUGUCCCCUGGGAGACUCAUGGCCCGAAAAGGGAACCCAGAGGAGUGGCCAGAAGCCAAACACAUACCAUGCUGCAGUGCAGACCACCGCAGGAGUUCAGCUUCGGGCCCCGGGCCCUGAAGGAUGCUCUGAUCUCCUGCGACCUGGCCCUGAAGCAGCUCUACACCUCAGCCUUCUCCCCGUCGGAGAGGCUCUUCCUGGCUGAGGCCUACAACCCCCACCGGACCCUCUUCAGCACACUGCUCAUCCACUCAGCCUUUGACUGGCUUCUGAGCCGUCCAGAGGCCCCUGAAGAUUUCGAGACCUUCCAUGCUUCCCUGCAGCUCCGGAAGCAAAGCGUGGCCCGGAAACACAUUUACCUGCAGCCCAUAGAUCUGAGUGAGGGGCUGGCGGGAUGGCCCCUGCUGGACCACCUUCAGAGCUGUGCGGAGGCUUUCUUCCUGGGCCUUCGGGUCAAGUGCCUGCCCUCAGUGGCCGCUGCCUCCAUACACUGCUCCUCAAGACCCAGUCGGGACGCUGACAGGCUCCAGCUUCAUACAGAUGGCAUCUUGUCCUUCUUGAAGAACAACAAGCCGGGGGACGCACUGUGUGUGCUGGGCCUCACGCUGGCUGACCUGUACCCUCAUGAUGCCUGGACUUUCACCUUUGGCAGGUUCCUUCCGGGGCAUGAAGUGGGUGUGUGUAGCUUCGCUCGCUUCUCUGGGGAGCUCCUGCAGGCCGCGCCCGGUGUUCCUGACCCAGCUGUGCUGGAGGCAGUAGCAGAUGGCGCGGAGACACUGGUGCACGAGGGAGGCCGGCCUCUGUGCUUCAGCGCCCUGGGUAUGGUUCAGUGCUGCAAGGUCGCCUGCCACGAGCUUUGCCACCUCCUGGGCCUGGGGAGCUGUCGCUGGCUCCGCUGCCUCCUGCAGGGGGCGCUUAGCCUGGAUGAGGCGCUCCGGCGGCCGCUGGACCUCUGUCCCAUCUGCCUGCGGAAACUGCAGCACCUCCUGGGCUUCAGGCUCCUGGAGAGGUACAAGAGACUCCACGCUUGGACGCGGGUGACGGCGGAGGUGUGGUCUGGUCAGGAGGCCGGGGAGCCCUCUGUGUCCGAGGACACCCUGCCCUUCAGUGCUGACUCAGGCGUGGGCUGCGAGAGUGACACGGAGCCUGCCACCAGCCCUUCGGAGCCCGUCACCCCUGACGUGUGGGGUCGUGCCUUCCCCGAGGGGGCCGAGCCGGAGCCUGAGGAUGGCCUGGGCUCUCUGGUGGCCUCAGAAGUGUUGCUGGGCCUCGGAGGUCCCGUGGAUGCCAUCGAGGAGUACGGACGGUGGCUGGACGCGUGCAUCCGGGCCCUGGAGAGGGAGGAGGCUGAGGAGGAGCUGGCCCAUGUGGACGCUGCCGUGGACGCCCUGGGCCGGUGGGAGAUGUUCACGGGGCAGCUCCCGGUGGCCAGGCAGCACGUGCCCUGUGGCAAGGACAGUGUGGGGCUGCGCAGGGUACUCGGGGAGAAGUUCUUCUCCCUCAGGCGGAGGCUGAGCUCUCGCAGACUUGCCAAAGCCAGUUCUUCCCACUGCCGCUGGGGGGCGGAGAAUUGAUGCAUCAAGCUGGGCCAACCAGUGCAGAGAAGUUAGCUCCUGGCAUUUUUUUUCCUGCGGAUGCCAGCCUCUAUGGGUGACCAGUGACUGGGGGUACUCUGGUGUCCACAGGGUUAAAACAAAGGUCCCCAGAAGCUGAGUGAGCCUUGGGUGCUUGCCCACAGGGUUCCCAUGCUGUGUGCCCUGCAGGCACAGCUGAGAAGCAGGAAGAGGUAGCCACAGGCUUGCUUCUUUCCUGCAGGAGGGGGCUCUGCUCUGUCUGGUUACCAACAGCAGGAGCUCUGGACCACCCUGCAGCAGGGGUUUUGUGGCUGUGUGUGUACGUUUGUGUCUAUGUGUGUAUCUGUGCACAUGAAUGCAGCUGCCCACAGAGGCCAGAAGAGGGCGUUGGAACCUUUGGAUGCCAUUACAGGAAGUUGUGAGCCAUCCGGUGCUGGCAAUUGAACUCAGAUCCUCUGCAAGUGCAGUACAUGCCUUUGAUGUCUGAGCCAUCUCUCCAGCACCGUUUCAUUCCGACUUUGUGUCACCUGCCCCGGGUUCUGUUCUGUGGCUAGACUUUCUGCUCAUCAGGGCCGACACAGGUCUUUGAGAAGCUCCUGAAGAAAUCUGUGCCCUGUGAGGUCGGCCAUUUCUUCUGACAGAAGUGGGGUGAUGGGGUUGGCCGUGGAAGGCAGAGGCCACUUCUCCAACCCCAAGGCUUGCCUGUCCUGUGGCUUCCAGUUAGGCCAGCAUGGUGGUGGGCUUCAGUUCUUCCGUCUUUGAUGACAUCUUUUCCCGUCUCCAUCUAUAAAACUCCUGACAGAGGGUGGUAAAAUUACUCAUCCAUUGUUAA
Molecule: messenger RNA, 3610 nt
Organism: Meriones unguiculatus (Mongolian gerbil)
Lineage: Eukaryota; Metazoa; Chordata; Mammalia; Rodentia; Muridae
Gene: Amz1
Product: archaelysin family metallopeptidase 1
Exons: 9
Coding region: 1273-2778 (501 amino acids)
Biological process (GO): proteolysis
Molecular function (GO): metallopeptidase activity
Source: RefSeq, a predicted model, not a curated record